Molecule: messenger RNA, 6864 nt
Organism: Spodoptera exigua (beet armyworm)
Lineage: Eukaryota; Metazoa; Arthropoda; Insecta; Lepidoptera; Noctuidae
Source: the annotation of a GenBank genome assembly
UUUGUUUUUAAUAGUCAGCAACACUGCUAUUGGUGACGUUUCCGAGAGUGCGCAGGCAAAAGAGAAUAUUCAUCGAAAUAAAAUAAGAUUAAACUAGUUAUUUGCCUCUUCAAUUAUUAAAGUGAUGUUAUUAAUUAUGAUUAUGUAGUUUUUUACUUUAAGUGCAAAGUAAUUAACUGUAUUUGCAUAGCAUUUUAGCAACGGAAGUCGUGUAAUAACAUCACGUCAUGUCGUUGUAUGUGGUUUGCGCAUUGCUGCUUUUGACGCCUAUUCGAGCAUUUUAUUUGCCGGGUUUGGCUCCAGUAAACUAUUGUAUAGCUAGUGAUGACACUAGCAAAUCUUGCAAGACGGAAAUCCCGCUGUAUGUAAAUAGAUUAAACACAGAAGAAUCAGUAAUUCCAUUUGAGUAUCACCACUUUGAUUUCUGUACUACCGAUGAAAGUCAAUCGCCUGUGGAGAAUCUCGGUCAAGUCGUCUUCGGCGAACGAAUACGGCCGAGUCCUUACAAGCUCGAAUUUCUUCAAAAUGUGGAGUGCAAAGCAGUCUGUACUAAGACAUAUAGAGGCUCGGACACAGAUUCUAACAAACGGUUGAAUCUGUUGAAAAUGGGCAUGGCUCUCUCUUACCAGCACCAUUGGAUCCUAGACAACAUGCCUGUGACUUGGUGUUACUUGGUUAAUGAGGGGGGGAAGACCUAUUGCAGUACUGGGUUCCCGAUGGGCUGCCAAGUGCGCAAAGACAUGGACACAUGUACGCCGAUUGUGAACGGCCAUUCAAGUCGUAUUGGCGCUUACUACCUUUUCAACCAUGUAGACUUGGAGAUCACAUAUCACAGUGGUAGCGAAGAGGAGUGGGGCGUUGCUUUCGGUGAAAAUGGCGGUCGAAUUAUAUCUGCUAAGGUGAAACCAGCCAGCAUUCGACAUGCCAACCCAUCGAAACCUGAUUGUUCUGCCCGUGGUGCUGAACUACUCAUCCCAACUGAAAUCGAUUCAGACAAAGUCUUCAACAUUACAUACACUUACAGUGUUACCUUUAAGAAAAAUAACACUAUCAAAUGGUCCUCACGAUGGGACUACAUUCUCGAGUCUAUGCCACAAACGAAUAUACAAUGGUUCUCCAUCCUAAACUCUUUGGUGAUAGUCUUGUUCCUCAGUGGUAUGGUCGCUAUGAUUUUACUAAGGACUUUGUACAAAGAUAUUGCGAGGUACAAUCAAAUGGAAUGUGGUGAAGAUGCACAGGAAGAAUUCGGUUGGAAGUUGGUGCACGGUGACGUAUUUCGUCCCCCACGCCGCGGUAUGCUGCUGGCCGUGUUCCUCGGAUCUGGAUCUCAGGUGUUCGGAAUGACCUUAGUGACCCUAGCGUUUGCUUGCCUGGGUUUCCUGUCGCCGGCUAACCGCGGGGCUCUGAUGACAUGUGCGCUGGUCGCCUGGGUACUGCUCGGAGCCGCCGCUGGUUACGUUAGCGCUAGGAUCUAUAAGAGCUUCGGCGGCAGGAGGUGGAAGAGCAAUAUUUUGUUAACCUCCAUGGUGUGCCCUGGUGUGGUGUUCUCUCUGUUCUUCAUAAUGAACUUGGUGCUGUGGGGCAAGGGAUCGUCCGCGGCCGUACCUUUCUCGACCUUAGUGGCUCUGCUCGCUCUCUGGUUCGGCGUCUCUGUACCGCUUACUUUUAUCGGCGCUUACUUCGGAUUUAGGAAGAGGAUUUUAGACCACCCAGUGCGCACAAACCAGAUCCCGCGACAAAUUCCCGAGCAGUCGCUAUACACACAACCCGUUCCCGGCAUCGUGAUGGGUGGUGUACUGCCAUUUGGAUGCAUCUUCAUUCAGCUGUUCUUUAUUCUCAACUCGCUUUGGUCUAGCCAGAUGUACUACAUGUUCGGUUUUCUGUUCCUGGUGUUCGUGAUCCUGGUGAUCACGUGUUCGGAGACGACGAUCCUGCUGUGCUACUUCCACCUGUGCGCGGAGGACUACCACUGGUGGUGGCGCGCCUUCCUCAGCUCGGGCUCGACGGCCGGCUACCUCUUCAUCUACUGCUGCCACUAUUUCGUCACCAAGCUCAAUAUAGAGGACGCAGCCUCCACCUUCCUGUACUUCGGUUACACCCUCAUCAUGGUCUUCUUAUUUUUCCUGCUCACCGGCACCAUCGGAUUCAUGGCCUGCUUCUGGUUUGUCAGAAAAAUCUACAGUGUCGUCAAAGUCGAUUAAUUUACGCGGCGUUAGGUUAAGUAUCGGGUGUUGGUACAGCGGUAUUGACGAGUCCGUCGUGGGCGCCUAUGUUAUGUAUAAAAACCGAGUUGUUAGCGUUGUUUUUCAGAAAAAUGCGCUAUUUGUUGCGUGAGAACCUUCCGCCUAGUCCAUUUGUUUAUGAAAUGUCUUGAGUAUUGAUUGCCUGGUGGUCUAAUAGUGACAUUGAGAUCAAUACUAGGGAUUUUAAUCAACAAUAAUAAUAUCGAAUCACGGACAUGACUAGUAUUGCAAUGGAUGAGAUGAGCCACGUGCCAACACAGGCUGACAUCCUAGCCGGCCGGUGUGGCAGUGUGACAAGUGAGACUGCUGUACACAUUGUGAUUAAUUGUAUAAAAAUUUAUAAUGCUAAUAUAAUAAAUUGAUAGUCUCCUGUGCGUCUUUUAAUGGUUUGUUUAUUAUUUAGAUUUAAUUUGAAUGUUAGGCUGUAUACAUAUUGAUUGAAAUCUCUGCACUAUAUUGCUACUAGUUUACUUUUAGUAUGUGAGAAUAUUAUCAAUGUGUAUGCGCCUUUAGUCGCUAGCUGUAUUUUUUCUGUGAAUGAAAAUUUAAGCUUACAUUUUUUUAUUUAUUGUUUGAACAUCAGCUAAUAUUUACAACCUUGCACAAGAAAACAAUUAGUAAAGCCGUGGAUUAUCUCCAAUUAAAACAAUUGACUAAUAUAGUACUUAAUUGUGCCCUAAACAAUAUCAAGGAAUACUAAAAUAAUGUGAUUUUCGAGUAAGGCAUUCGAUGAUAUUUUAAACAUGUAUAUUGCAAUUAAAACAUAAGUGAGAUUUAAGCAUUUUAAUAAAAUUAUUAGGGAUAAUGAAUACUUCAGAACGAUUUCGUUUCCUAUGUUUUUCCUGUUAUCGUGUGGAUGUGGAUUGAUUGGAGCAUGCGGUGCCCAUAUCUAAUUAAAACAAUAAAGUAGUCAUCAAUUUUCGUGUUGAGUAAUUAAAGCUGCGUUAGAAUAUUUUUUUGACGAAAUAUAGGUAGGAAAGUUGUAUAGGUAUUUGGUGGUUAUGUAUUAUUUUUUAAAUUAAAGAUAUCAUGAGACGUUAUUACUCUAUACCUAAAUCCAUACGAUGACACUUAGAUUAUGAUUUUAGUACCCAUUGUUUAAAAAUACAUACAUAUAACAUAUGCAUACUAUGCAAUUUAAUUUAAUUGUAAUUUUAUUUUAUCAUUACUUUAAAAUUAUGCUUAGUUUAAACAGUUGAAUGUAAAUAAAAAAAACUAUUUUAAAAACGCCUUUAAUUUUAUUAUUGCAUAAAUUAAAUAUAAAAAAGAUAAAUUAAUCACUAUCACUUUCAGAAAGUUCAGCCUUCUCUUUUGGUUGCAAAGCUUUGCGUUUAAAUUGUUUCCGUUUCUGAUCAAGUUUAGUUUUACGGAAUAUUUCAAUUGCCUUCAGUUUGUUUUCUAAUAGAGUCCUUUUAUAUUUCUCCCUUUGUGGGAUUACUUCCUGGUAACGAUCUGUUUUUGGUAUUUUAAUUUCGAACUCCGAUUUACCAUCUUUGAUUUGUGUUACAACUUUUACACCUUGAUUUAAAAGUACAGUUUCUUCGCUAUUUUUGCGCUGUUUCGCGGCUGACGGGCCUGCUUUAUUUUUAUUGCUGGGAGCAUCUUUUUUCGUAACUUUUCUUUUAGGUGCUGGUUUAUCAAUUUCGGCAGGCUUUUCAGUUUCUAAUACGAGUGGUCCCUCCGGACCCAUUUUUUGUACUGCUGCUUUAACCCUUUUACUCAUUUGCUCUUCCAAUGACUGGAAUUCUACUUUUCGCUUGAAAAAGUCCUGCACAGAUCUUUGCGUUUUACGAUCUUGCAUCCGUUUUAAAACUGGCCUGAUUAUUUCGUCUAAUUUAUUUUGAGACCAACCAAACUUAGCUUUUGUAUAAUCUCGCAAUAUUGUGAUGUCUAAUUCACCCCAUGUGAAUUUGUCUUUACUUUUCUCUAUGUUAGGUUCCAAGUAAGCUUGAACCACCUUAAAAAUACAAUGUAGACAAUUAACAAUACAAAUUUUGAUCAGAAAUUAUGAAGUAAAUUAAAAAAUAAACUUACCCGCACACUAGGAAAUUCUUCAGUAAGAGCAACAUUUUUGAGCUUUUUCUUCAAACUUGUGUUAUCAGUCCUCUUGCCUGCCCUGACCCACUGCUUGAAUUCUUGUAAUCCCUUCACCAUUUGAGCAUAACGAGCUUGCUUUGACUCCUCACUAAAUAAUUGCCUUUUAUUGAAUGGGAAUGAUGCUAGAAUCUCUAGGGCAGUAACAGGGCCCACACCAGACACUCCUGUUGUGUAAUCACUACCCACAAGCAGUGCUAACAGAAUUAGUUGUUCCCUAUUUAAAUCUGAAAAUUUUAAACUGUUGUUAUGGUAUGGAUUUCUUGUUAUUUCGAAUCUUAAAAAAAGACUUUUAAAACUUUUAAAUUGAAAAUAAAAAAAUGUGUACUCACUAAAAGAUUUUUCGAUCCUCUCUGCUAAAAACUGCAAAACAUGCUUCUUUUGAUUAAAGAAAUUCUUAUAAACUGUUCUACCUCCAAAUAACCAGAUGUCACUGUCAUCUGUUAUUGUUCCAUCUGUAAGAUUCACACUUUCUAGGAAAGCACAUUGUGCCUCUGCCUCCAUCGGAGCGACGAUAUAAGGAAUGCCGAAUAUCUGAAGUAGUUCUUGAGCUUCCUUCGUCAUUUGUUCAGUAAUAUUUCGCCCUAUACGAUCUAAUCGUCCCUUCUCUUGCAUUAAAUCUUGUUCUUCAUUUUGUAUAUCUUCAACCAUGGAAGUUAGUUGUUCUGUAGUUAAAGUUUGUUUAGGUGGAUUACUUGUUUUUAUGAGUUGGGUAUGUGUUUCCGGCGCUACAAUUAAAUCUGUAGUUUCACUUGAUUUGCUAGGUACAACAUUUUCUUGAAUUGCAGUAUCAUCUGCCUUAUCUACAUUUGGUUUUGCAGGACUUUUUCCAUCAAUAUCUGGGUUUAAAAUUGUAGGUGGAGUCAUUUUAUAACUAGUUUUAAGUACAGGAACUUCAGGCACUUUAAAUACCUUAUCUACUAAACCACUUAUAGGUGUUAACACCUCAUUAUUAGCCCUUGUUUCUUUUAUUGUUUCGUUUUUAUCUCCAGCAGAAUUAUCUGCUUUUUUAAAGACCUCAGCAAAUUCAGCCUUUGUUUCUUUUAUUGCUUCGUUUUUAUCUCCAGAAGAAUGAUCUGCUUUUUCGAAGAUAUCUGCAAAUAUGUCAUCAUCAGGUGCAUUGCCCAUAUUUAAAGUAAGUUCUACAACAGGUUUUUUAACUUCAGUAUUUUCUUCAGGUACUUCUUCAAAAUCACUAUCACUAGAUUCACUUUCAGACUUAUUUUUAUUAGUUGAGACUUCUUCCAUUUCAUCACUGGAUGUACUCUCAUGUUUUAUGUUUUCUGAUGGUAAAGCACUUUUGAUACUUUCAAUUUCUUCUACGCUAGAAUCAAGAUCUAUGACUUCUUGCACUGGAUUGCCAACACAAAUUACUGAUGCUUGAGUGGAAUCUAAACAUUUAUCUGUUUCCCGGUCUGAAGAUGAACUACACUCUGUAGUGGCAGAGGUUUUAUUAUUUUCUUCACCACUACUUACUAACACAGCACCUUCAUCAUCUUCAUCGCCAGAUGAUAGUUCCACUUUAUCAACAAUUACUGACUUUUCAUUGUUAAUUUCAUCUAAUAUCUCAUCUACUUUGGGUACUUUUUUAUUAUUUUUGCCUUUAUUCCUAUUAGUAACAAUUUUAUCAAUGGCUUGGUGUGUGAAAUCACUAUAUUGCAUGAUAUAAGCUUUAGCACUUGACAUAUCUGGUUGUUCACAACCAUCGCCUUCUUCUGAAUCAGUAUCAGAAUAAUCUGUAUCUGUCAUGCAGGAAGUCCAAGAGUCAUCUGUUUUAGAAACUAUACUUGUAUCUUGAUUUGGUUGGCUGCUACUUGGGUCAUCAACACACUCUAAGGACAUUUGAAUUGCUCUCUGUAAAUCAUCUUCUAAUUCAUCAACUUUUUUUGGCUUUUCAUCAUUAGGCUCUGUUAUUUCUGUAUCUUUACUUGUAGUUGCUUUAGCGUUAUCAUUUAUUUGACUUAUUUCUUCAAUUUUACUGGUUGUUGGGUUGUUUUCAGCCUGAUUUCUUUGCUUUGCUGCUGCUAAAGCUUUUUUGACAUCUCUGAUAAGUAAAAAUCGUGUAGAAACAUUAGAGGCAAUGCGCCUUGUAGGAAGUGUGUCUAUUUUAGUAUCAAUGCCUUCUUCAUUUAGCAAAGACUCUAAAUCAUUUAAAGACAUGCCUGUAUCACCCAUUUCCUUUUCAGUCUCCUCAAGACAUUCUUGUACCUUUCUUCUCUUUAAUAGCCUUUGCAUCUGUGGAAAUAAAAUAAAAUAAUUAUAAAUAGACUACAUAGAACUUUUAUAAAUUUACUAAUAUUAUCAGUUAUAAAAAAGAGAUAAAUCACCUGAAAAUCUGAAAAUGAGUUACUUUCCUUAGGUAACUCAUGUAGUCUUCCCCAUGAAUUCAUUUUCCUUGUUUCCUUAAGUUCUAUAAGUACAUCAUACUUUUCUUUGACUCCCAAAUUUUUAAAAGUUUCUGAUUGUAUAUCUAUUGAAUGUACAUCAAUACUGGAGCCACUUGAAUUUUGUUCAUCUUCAGAUCUGA